This is a messenger RNA of Scophthalmus maximus (turbot), 1772 nucleotides long. RefSeq names its product solute carrier family 25 member 43 (gene slc25a43). The record is from RefSeq and is a predicted model, not a curated record. Gene Ontology annotation, biological process: transmembrane transport. The transcript has 5 exons. Bases 149 to 1183 code for a protein of 344 amino acids. NCBI's taxonomy places the organism in Eukaryota, Metazoa, Chordata, Actinopteri, Pleuronectiformes, Scophthalmidae.
CGCUGCUGCUCGGGACAGGGGGACAGGAGACGGCCUCCUCCUCGCUCUCUCUAUGUUUAGAUGUCAUCUGAACAAACAAACUGUUUCCUGUCACUGAAAUCACAACAGGAAGAGGUGGAAGCUCUUGGUUUCUAAAGACAGAACAGUGAUGGGCUCAGUGAAGAAGGACAACAGACUGACCGCCUCCCAGAGCUUCUUGUGCGUCGGGUUCGCCGGGUUCUUCAGCAGAACCGUCACGUCGCCCCUGGAGGUGGUGAAGAUUAAAAGCCAGGUGGGCACGUUCCACUGCAAGAGGGGCUUCUUCCACACGUUCCUCCUCGUCUACCAGAACGAGGGACUUCGAGGGUUUUGGAAGGGAAACCUCGCCUCCUGUCUGCGGCUGUUCCCCUACAACGCCGUUCACCUCACGACUUACAGAAAGAUGGUCCACCUCCACAUGGACGACCUGGGCUUCAUCUCUCAGUGGAGGGCCAUAUUGGCUGGUGGACUGGCCGGCAUUGCUGCUGCCCUGGCCACGUACCCGCUGGAGGUGGUGGAGACCAGGCUCAUCGCUCAGAACCGCAGACAGCCCACGUACAUGGGCGUAGUUCACACCCUCUCAAAGAUCUACAGAGACGAAGGACUUCUCGCUCUCUACAGGGGAUUUUCCCUCACUGUCUUAGGUGCAUUUCCCUUUUCCAUCGGAUGCUGUGCAGUCUACAUGAACUUGGACAAGAUCUGGCAGGAGCCUCCUUUUCGCUUCACCCCCCUCCAGAACUUCAUUAGUGGCUGUCUCGCAGCGGGAGUGUCUCAAACCCUCUCAUACCCCUUUGAAACAGUAAAAAGGAAGAUGCAAGCGCAGAGUGCCCAUCUUCCCCACUGUGGGAGCGUUGACGUCCAUUUCAAUGGGAUGAUGGAUUGUUUCAUACAGGUUGUGAGAAACAAAGGCGUUCUCUCACUGUGGAACGGUCUCACCGCCAACAUGAUAAAGAUUGUUCCCUGCUUUGGCCUUCUCUAUACCUGCUUUGAGAUGUACAAGCAAGUUUGCCUUUACCGCAACGGGUACAUCAUCUCACCUCUGAGCUACAAGCUUGCACCAGGGGUCGACCAGAGCCUCAGGCCGUAUGAGCUGCAAGAGGCGAAGCGCUACUUGAAAAACAGGAACUUUGGCUCUGGGGAGUCGUCUUUAGGAAACCGCUGGUGAAGCUGCACAUGAAGAGUUGUCCAGUGGAAAAUGUUGACGGCUGACCACACCUAUCUAUCAAAAUUAGUUAUGAGUCGGACUGAAAUACUGAAAUAACUAAUUGUGAUGAUUACGCAACAGUGUUUUCCAGGUUUAAUGUCUUCAUUAAAGCAAAUAACAAAUACAUUUAAAUUACUUUGUCCUGUCAGCAGCGGUCUACCUCUUUCCAAACUUUAUUUUUUUUCCAGUAUUAUUCGUCAAUGAAUUGUUCAUUCACCCAUUAUGUAUUACCAUGACUUUUUAUAACCAAAUACUAUGUGCCUUGUGAGUUGACUAUUUAUUUGGGGGGCUUGUCUCAGUUUGGUUCCAUUAACAUUACAUAGUGCCAGUCUAUUCACAAAGGUUAAAAUGCUCUUUUAUGCUGUAAAUUACAAUCUGAGCACCAUGACCAUUAUUGUUGUAAAAUAAGUGCGUGAAAGAUUAUAUAUUUUUACUGUACAAUGGAUGUAACAUUUUGUGUAAGUAGGCCUUGAGUAAUCAUGUACAAGUGCUAACAUGGAUUGCGACGGAAGAAACGUGCUUAGAACAUUAAAGUUUUUCUUCUCACUGA